CCAUUUCCCCAAAGACUAAUGGUAGGAGCCGAAAGAGAGCAUGCGGUUUUUAAGUUAAAACACUGUUAAACUGUCCCUGAAGGGAUGUAAAAUACCUGAUUUCUGUGUUUUCCAGUGAUUCUGAGCCCUGUGUUGGAUAUACUGUCAUUAUUUGCUGUUCAUUUCUGAGAGAAACUCUGAAUCAGGACUGAGACGAAGUGAACAUUUAGUGAAGCUCUGAACCGUAAUCCUCUUCUCUGGAUGGAUAAAAUAGCCUUUGGCUGCAGUAGUGGAGACGGACAGUCACAGAUUAACUCCUCCCAACAGAUUAGUGGACCUGGUGUGACUCUGUAGGGAAGAGUAGUUCUAAGAGACACCAUGCCGUGCCUCCACACGGAGAGGCAGGCCGGAGAGCUCGCGGGCCCCAAAACCUCUGGAGACCCUGCUGCAGAGACCACUCGGAGGAGCAGGGAGAAGAAGGAGGAAAGGCAUCGAGGAAGAGUUCUCUCUCCGUUGAGGAACUUACGGACUAAAGCCGAGAAGUGGGGCUUCAGAAAGGGCCUGGAUGAUGGGGAGAGAGAGUCAAAUGAGAACUCAGAAUCUACCACCAAUCGCAGGAUUAGGAAGAACAGCUGUUUUGUGAAGAUGUCGACUGUCUUGGUUCAAAUGCAGCCUGAAUUAAACGUGCUUCUGCCGAGGCGGCGCAGGGAGUCCCACCCCCCCUGUGGAUCCUCCUGGAGGCUUGCACCCUCUGCAGCACAGGACAGGCCAUGGUUGUGUUUCUCUCUAAAUCAUUCAGAGGAUUUAGCAAAAUUACUUCUGUUUCCAGAAUCCAGCUCCAUACAUCAGUACCCGUUCCCACGAACAGCCAGAUCACCCCGCUCAGCUGGGCCCUGUGGCUUAGGCAAAGGCUGUGAUUGGAUAAUAGGCCUGUUGGGAGACAGAGCCAGUUAUAUGGGGUUGCAGGAAAUCUGUGAAAAGGUCCUGGUGCACAUCUGUGAUGUUCUUGCAGCUGAACGCUGCAGUCUAGCCAUGAUAACCACAGAUGAGACUGGAAAGCAGGUUUUGGGGCCUUUCUUCCACUCAACAAAGAGUGCUCACAGCCAGACCCGCCAAGACUGGGACAAAUGCCUGAUGGGACAUGUAGCAAGCACAGGGUGGCCUCUCAACAUCUCAGAUACCAACGAGGACCCAAGAUGUUCUAAAGGAGUGCAUAAGCCGGUAGACUGUAGACCCAAGAGUGCACUGAGCGUGCCCAUCCUAAACCAGCAAGCAGAGGUUAUUGGUGUCGUCAUGGCAGUGAACAAGAAAGGAAAAGUGUGUUUUUUCUCGAAGAAUGAUGAGAAGGUUCUGUCAUCACACAUGGCCCUCCUCGGAGUGAUUGUGGACAACAAGCAGCUCACAGAGAAAACAGACCAGCAGUGCCAACACAGCCAGGUGGUUCUGGAGCUGGUCCAGUUGAUGGCUGAACAGCACCAAUGCGUGGAAACUUUACUCACAAAAAUGGCCACGGUCAUCCUGCAGGCCUGUAAAGCAAAUCUCUGCAACGUGUUCAUUUCAGAUCCAGAGAGCAAGGAGCCAUUCUCAUGGAUGGUGUGUGUGGAAAACAGUGAGCAAAGCCAAUCAACACUCUCAUCCAGAAGAGACGUGGACCAGCAGGAUGUCUUCUAUGCAUAUGCUUUGCAAGUUUGGAACAGCAUGGAAAUGCUAAACGUUGCCAUGGAGAGGAGACUGACUCAGCCAGUGGCUGCUGGAGUUCAUUUGCACAGUUUAAUCUGUGCUCCAAUCAGAAACAGACAGAAGAAAGGGGUUCUGGGUGUGUGUCAGCUGCUGAAUACGGCCAGUGCAGAUCCUGGUGAAGGCAGCAGUUUUAGUACGGCGGAGGAGCGCCUCCUGCAGAUCUUUGUGGAGUACUGCUCUCUGGCCUUUCACACUGUCAGUGUCCAGAAAACAGCAGAGAGGAGCCUCAACAAACUGACCGUCACUGAGGAGGUUCUUUCAUACCACUUGUGUUCAUGUGCAGUGGAGGCAGAGGCAGAGGAUUUCCAGGAGUGUAUGGUCCCCUCGGCGCUCUCUCUGGGGCUAAUGGACUUUAGUUUUAGCGACGCUGACCUGCCUGCGGCCGCCAGCACUCAGGCCGCUGUCCGCAUGUUCCUGGACCUCAACCUGCUGCAGAACUUCAGCAUGGACUACAAGAUCCUGUGUCAGUGGGUAUUGAGUGUGAGGCGGGGCUACAGGUGUAACAUAGCCUAUCACAACUGGAGCCAUGCUUUAAGCACCGCCCACUGCAUGUUUGCCAUUCUCAGAAGGACGGAGCAGCUUCAGAGGAACUUGAGCAGUUUGGAGAUUUUGGCUCUGAUGAUUUCAGCACUGAGCCACGACCUCGAUCACAGAGGAGUGAACAACUCUUACAUAGAGAGAGCACAGCAGCCCAUAGCUCAACUCUACACACACUCUGCACUGGAGCAUCAUCACUUAAACAUCUGUCUGCUCAUCCUCAACACCCCUGAGACUGGAAUUCUGGAUGGUCUCUCUGCAGAGGAUUAUAAAGCCUGUAUUGGGAUGAUUGAGAAGAACAUUCUGGCUACAGAUCUCAACGUUCACCUUCAGAAAAGAGCAGAACUCUUCGAGGUGGCUGAGAAUCACAGACUGCAAUGGAAGAAUGAGGAUCAUAGAGAUCUGUUAAGGUCAGCACUGAUGACAGCCUGUGAUGUGUGUUCGAUCACUAAACCAUGGCCAGUUCAGAAACGGGUUGCUCAGCUAGUAGCAGAAGAGUUCUUUGCUCAGGGCGAUCGAGAGAUACAUGAGUUCAACAUUCAGCCAAUCGCAGUGAUGGACAGGGUGAACAGCACUCGUUUACCUGAGCUGCAGAUUCAGUACAUCGACUCCAUCUGCACUCCUUUAUACCAGGCCUUAUCCACUCUGUUUGAGCCGUGUGCUCCUUUGCUGGAUGGUUGCAUGAAAAACAGAGAUAAGUGGGAGAGUCUGGUUCAGGGAAAAGAAGAAAAUAAAGAUGUGGUGAAAGGAUGAGCUCUAUAAGCUACAGUCCAAUCAUGUCUGCUUUUGUUUCAUCAGUUUCUGUUAGUCCAUUCGUUUCUUUACUUUCAUCUAGAGAAGGAAUCUGUAUUUAUUCGAUAUCAUAGAGAUUUAUUAUAUAUAAAAUAGAAAACUGAAAUAAAGUGAAAGUGUAAUUAAGUGAAAUAUCUAAACCUAAACCUGUAUGUGAUUUUGUGGUUUUGCCUUUAAUUGCUGUUAAAGUAUCCUGGGAUCCUUUGUGACCUCACAUCCUGUUACUCGUCACAUUAGAGAUGGUUUUUAACCUUUUCCAGCUUUAUGUGCAUCAACAACUCCUCUUAAAUCUCCUUUGUUUGUGUGAUGAUGCACUUCCACAAACAUCUGCUAUUAAAACCAGAUUAAUGGAUCCUUGUUCUUUAAAAAAACAGACUCCUCCCACUUUCAUCCAAAUUUACAGUCACAUGAUUUGGUAAUCCUAAAGAUUCACAUACAGUACUUCACAGAUAUGUAAUAUUGUAUCAUUUUCCUCUAUGAAUAAAUAAAUAUGUCUAAUAUUU
This is a messenger RNA of Astyanax mexicanus (Mexican tetra), 3551 nucleotides long. RefSeq names its product phosphodiesterase 5A, cGMP-specific, a (gene pde5aa). Gene Ontology annotation, biological process: signal transduction. The coding region runs from base 358 to 3009 and encodes 883 amino acids. Lineage: Eukaryota; Metazoa; Chordata; Actinopteri; Characiformes; Acestrorhamphidae. The record is from RefSeq and is a predicted model, not a curated record. Gene Ontology annotation, molecular function: 3',5'-cyclic-GMP phosphodiesterase activity; protein binding. The transcript has 23 exons.